This is a messenger RNA of Diaporthe citri, 630 nucleotides long. RefSeq lists its product as uncharacterized. NCBI's taxonomy places the organism in Eukaryota, Fungi, Ascomycota, Sordariomycetes, Diaporthales, Diaporthaceae. Gene Ontology annotation, biological process: late endosome to vacuole transport; protein transport; endosome transport via multivesicular body sorting pathway. Gene Ontology annotation, cellular component: ESCRT III complex; multivesicular body. The transcript is spliced from 4 exons. Bases 1 to 630 code for a protein of 209 amino acids. The record is from RefSeq and is a predicted model, not a curated record.
AUGUCGCAACGACAACUCGCACGAGACAUGCAGACCGAAUUCCAGGCGAGGUUCAAUGCCAAACAAGCCCGGCGCGAGGCCGCCAAGGCGCAAAAAGCAGACAGCGACCUCAAGAAGCAGAUCCAGACUCUCCUCAAGAAAGGCGAGACACAACAAGCCUACCAAAAGGCCCGCAUGCUCCUCGCAAAGCAGGCCAUCGCCCAGCAGAUGGACCAGGCUGCCGACGUAGCCGAGCUAUCGGUCGCGCAGAUCCAGGCCAACAACGCCAUGAACCGCAUGACGGCCAUGAUGGCGCAGUCUUCGCGGACGAUGAGCAGGGCGCAGAAGAACAUGAACCCGGAAAAGACCCUCGUGACCCUCGAGCAGUUCAAGAACCAGAACGAGGAGUACGCCAUGUCCAACGGCAUCUACCAGGACGCCAUGACGCAGUCGACCUCGGUCCAGGUCUCCGAGGACGCCGUGCACGAGCUGCUGGGCAAGCUGGCCGACGACGCCGGCGUCGAGCUCUCGCAGGAGCUCGCGUCCGCAUCGGCGUCCAAGGAGGAGCCCGUCAAGGAGAACGCCACCACCGAGCCCACGCCCGAGCAGGAGGACGCCCUGCAGCAGCGGCUGCGGGCGCUGAGGGCCUAG